Molecule: messenger RNA, 2696 nt
Organism: Thermothielavioides terrestris NRRL 8126
Lineage: Eukaryota; Fungi; Ascomycota; Sordariomycetes; Sordariales; Chaetomiaceae
Exons: 2
Coding region: 308-2536 (742 amino acids)
Molecular function (GO): lipid binding
Source: RefSeq, a predicted model, not a curated record
UGGCAGGCCGGGCCCUCUCGCGGGCGGUCACGACGUCAUCAUUACCUGCCAUGAUUACCUGCGUCAUCAUGACCUGCCUUUCCAGCUUCCUGAACUCCCUCAUCACCAGGUCAGUGCAGAGGCGCCCGACUGAGAUGGCACCCGCUAGCAGCAUUCAACUGCCCGCUUGGGACCUUCUUCCGCCGUAGGUGGCUGCCCGCGCCAUCACCCUUCAAAAAAAAUAGCACCCUGCCAACUUCCCUUUGGCCCUCGCAUUUUGACCGAGUCUGGUCGAUAAAGGCUGGAAAGCGCCAGACUCCUUGUCGCCAUGUUCUCGUCGUGCUUCGGGUCCGGCCGGCGCCGGCGGUCCGAGGAGCAGGAACCGCUGCUGCCUCAGUACAAUCAUGACACGGCCAUCCAGCGGCGACUGCACCAGAAGCUGCACACGUACCAGAUGCUCCGCGCUCUGUCCAAGGGCUUCAUGCCGUCCAACGAGCAGGCGAUCGUCAGCCUCCGUACGCUGCUUGCUGCCGACCUGCUCAAUCCGGACAACACCCAGCUCAGUGACUCGGGCCAGGCCCUCGUGCACUACACGAAGCAAUGGAUAAAGCAGCUCAUUGAGCUCCUGCAGCACAAGAAUGCCGGCGACCAGAUCCAGGACUUCAUCUGGUACCUAUCCAAGGCGAAGGUGUCGGUUGACAUGGAGCACGUCGCCGAGCGAGCCAGCAAGGCAAAGACCAAGGCCGACACGGCGGCAGUCUAUCGGAGUCUGCAAACCGUGGGCUCCUUGCUCCUUACCAACUCCAACUUCCGACUGUUUCUGGGGGACCUAAACGUAGUGGCCCGAGAAGUCUUCAGAGACACGGCGUUUUCUCUUUCCGAGGCUUCCCGGGAGGCCGGCAAGCGCCUCGAGCCCUCGGCAGAAGAGCAGGAUUCAGCACGACAGCCAGGCGGCGACUCGCACACGCCGCCCUCGCAGCACGACUUGAUGGACCAAGCUGCCGAGGUCUCCAGGGUCCUGAGCGGGACCGCCUCCACCGUCGUCGACGAGGCCGAGAGCAGCAUUACCCAGAAGCUGGGCGGCCCGGAGAAGGACACGAUGAUCCAUCGCCUGAAGGAGGCCGUGCUAGACCUCCGUCGACGAAAGGACUAUUCGGAUUCCGUCUCCACAUUGUCGCUGCUUCUCAGACGCUAUGCCACGGUCUACUCUCGCAUGGCGCGGGAUACGCUGCAGGCUGCCGACCAGGACGUGAACUGGAACCCAGAGACCGACCGCGGUCUGACAAAUUUCUGGGGAUUUUUGAAAUCCUUUGGUGAGGCCAGAGAAUGGGAGGAGCUGGAGAAACGCGCCCAGGCAGUCAUGGAGCAUGGCCGUGAAGAUCCCCAGUUCGAGGAGCUCGUCAGCCAGUUAGGGGACGCCCUUCAAGAGAUGUGCAUGGACCCGUCUUUCUUCGACCAUGCUGAGCAGCGAUUCCAAGAGCUCCGAGCCAAGUCCAAAGCGCUCUCAGCUCGCUCUUCUCUGCGGGACGAUAUCGAUGAGCUCAUGACACAGCUGCAGCGCACCUUCCACUCGAUCCUGAGGGACAAGGACGUAUGCGCGAUCAUGAACACUACCCGGACGAUCGGAAGGAUCUUGUCGCCAAAACACCAGUAUACGAAUCCGGAUCUCGUGGGCGACGCUCUCAACGUGUUUGUGCCGCUGCUCAUCCAGUCCAUUCACUACAUCCCCAUCCCGAGACUCGAGGUGUCUACUCCAGAGGUCGACCUCCUGCUUGAGAACCUCAUCCUCGAGCCCGGGAUUACGGUCAACAACUCGUCCUUCUUCCCGUACAAGCUUCGGGUCGAGACCCUCAACGACAUCGAGAUUCGCAAGGCCAGAUUCCGCACAACAUCGGCCGUCAAGACUUUGAUGCGGAUCAGAAUCGACGGCCUUUCUAUUCGCGGAGAGGAAAUCGGGUACUGGCUCAGGGCCCAUACGGGCCUGCUGCGACUGGCAGACGAGGGCAUUGCCUCGUUUGCGCUGGAUGAAAGGGGUCUCGACAUCCAACUUGACGUCGAGGUCGGCAGAGACAGGCUUGAGAAGGUCCUAUCGCUUAGGGGCGUCCGAGUCCGCAUUCACAAGCUGAACUGGAAGCUGCGGAGGAGCAAGUUCAGCCUCCUAGCUUGGCUCUUCAAGCCCUUCCUCAGGCCGAUCAUCCGGAAGACUAUCGAGGCGAAGAUCGCAUCUGCGAUUGGCGAGGCUCUGCAUUUCGCAAACCGCGAGCUGCUCUACGCCCGCGAGCGCCUCCGGGCCACCCGCAUCGCUGACCCGGACGACCUGAAGACCUUCUUCAAGGCCGUCUUGGCCAGACUCACGCCCCCCGAAGACCCGGACCUCUACACUCGUGUCGGUGUCAGUGCGCCCGGGUAUGGCGUCUUUGAGGGUGUUUACGCGCCCGGGAGUAUCGCCAAGUUGUGGCGGGACGAGGCCGCGCAGGCUCCGCAGAGGAUCCGGGAGAACGAGAGAGAUGGCUGGCGCAAUAGCAUUUUUGAUGUCCAGGCGGCGACGCCAGCUUGAGGCGAUGUGCGGGGCAUGCCGCGUGUUGCAAAGUUGCGAGUCGACGCCGUAGUUCUCUGUACAUAGUUACCAGCGGAUCAGUUUGUCCAGGAUCUACCGCUGUGCUGCACGCUUGCAGGCAAAUCAAACUGACUAGCCCCCGGCUCGUAUUCUCCCCCCC